Molecule: messenger RNA, 1545 nt
Organism: Penicillium salamii
Lineage: Eukaryota; Fungi; Ascomycota; Eurotiomycetes; Eurotiales; Aspergillaceae
Source: the annotation of a GenBank genome assembly
AUGACACAAUCAAUCUAUUCCAACUACCCACCUGAGCUGUCAGCAGCGCAACAAAAGUUUCUCGUCACAGCUGUAAAGGACUGGGCCAUUCAAAACGGUCUUGCCGUUCGUCCUUCGCCAGCAAUUGUCCCAGCAGGAACGGAUCAAAAUGGGGUUUUGGCGACGAAUGCACCGGUCACCCUAUUCCCUAGUCCGUUUCCCAGGACGUGCUUUGAUGAAGCUACUGCUCUUCAGGAGAUCUACAACGAACUCUAUGCCUCAAUUACGUGUAAUGAAGAAUGGCUUGGAGACAUCGUCAAAGGACUGAUUGAGGUCGAUGACUUUGUUGCAAACUUGUGGAAGGUCCACCUGGCUGUGAAGAAAGAGGGCUAUGUCCAGAACUUGUCACUGGGUCUCUUUCGAUCUGAUUACAUGGCCCAUGUGUCUGCUACGGGUGACACAGCUCUGAAGCAGGUUGAAUUCAAUACUAUUUCCUCUUCAUUUGGGGGUCUCUCCGCUCGGGUGCGACAAAUGCACGCCGAGUUCCUGACAUCACCACCUGGCCCAUCAAUCAACUACCCAUUCCAUCCUCUGCUUCAUUCUGAGGUUCCUCCUGAGAAUCCUGCAGUGGAAACUCUUUCAUCUGGUCUUGCCCGGGCUCACGAGGCUUAUGGAGUGUCCAAAUCCACUCCGGCUCUCCCUCUUUGCGUGGUUUUCGUGGUUCAAGCCACCGAAAGAAAUGUCUUUGAUCAGCACGCGCUCUCGGAACAACUGAAGAAAGUCCACAAUAUCCCGGUCUUCCGCGUCGCGAGCGUGGACGUAUUGGAGCAAACGUUCAUUCCUAGCGACAACUCUGCCCGUCCAUUGCUCUACUGUCCCCCUCAUUCGCCCGAGUCCACGUUCGAAGUGACAACCUUGUACCUACGGGCGUUCUACUCACCAGACGAUCACACAUCCAGUCGGGACUGGGACGCUCGGACCCACCUGGAGCGCUCCGCAGCAAUUAAAUGUCCCACCGUGCUCAACCAAUUGUCCGGUUGCAAGAAAGUCCAACAGGUCCUAGCAGAGCCGACUGGAUUGGACCAUCUCUCUGCUUUCUUAAAGGGCGUCGAUCCCAGUCUCAUUGAGAGAGUCCGGAGCACGUUUGCCCCUCAAUAUGAUCUGUCGGCAAACAGCAAGGGUCGCGAACUGGCACUCAACCCGGAGACUGCUAUGAACCAUGUCCUCAAGCCGCAACGUGAGGGUGGCGGCAACAAUAUCUACAAGUCCGAUAUUCCAGGGUUCUUACAGUCUCUUCCCGAGUCGGACUGGAUGGGUUGGGUGCUCAUGGAGCUGAUUAAUCCCGCAGCCAAUGCUCAAAAUGUUGCCCUGCGUAACGACGGCGAAGUACUCCGCGGCGAUGUCAUCUCAGAGCUCGGCAUCUACGGUACUAUUCUGUGGGAAGAUACCGGCAAGAUCUUGCACAACAACCAUGGUGGUUAUCUCUUGAGGACAAAGGGCAAGGAGGUCAAUGAAGGCGGUGUCGCUGCAGGAUUCUCCAGCUUGGACAGUGUUCUUUUGUUCUGA